AUGGUUGUUUAUUGUGGAAUCUGCAAUAGUGCUAUUACGUCUGCAGUUCCUGGAAUUAAAUGCAAUUACUGCACCAACCAUUUUCACAUCAAAGGUGUUGGUCACAGAAUUAUUAACGGGGAUCCUGCAAUCAAAGGUCAAUUUCCUUGGCAAGUUGGCCUAUAUGUUACCACCGAGGACGGUUUAUGGUUUUGUGGAGGCAGCAUAAUUAGCGAAGAAUGGAUUCUCACUGCCGCACACUGCACUAGAGGAGGUAUGUCUGCCCAAGUCGCUAGUGGUUCAAUACAUUUAGACCUAGCCACAAUUACAAACGCUUCUACUAUUAUCACUCAUGAAGAUUAUCGCCCUGAAUCAACGGCUAACGACAUCGGACUUGUCCAACUUGAUACACCAUUAAAGUUUGAUGAAAAUACAGCUGUUAUCAGCUUGGAUAAGGAAGAAGUUGCAGCUGAUGUACCUAUCACAAUUAGUGGCUGGGGACACACCCAUAAUGGUACUACUGAAUUAAGUGAAGUGUUGAACUACGUCCAAUUAGUUACUCUCUCGGACAGCGAUUGCAAGGGGUAUUUUGGUGAUUUAACUCCACCUGAAAUAGUUUGCGCUAAUUCUGCUACAUCUGAAGUUAAUAAGAGUUCAUAUGUAGGGGGACAGUGGGGUGCAGCAGUGGUUGAUGCUGCCGCAAACCCCGUUCAAGUGGCAAUGGUUAGUUUUAUAAGUUUCGUUGGAUGUGAAGCUGGUACACUUUCUGGGUAUACAAAAACUACGUACUUCAGAGAUUGGAUUAGAAGCAAAUCUGGAAUUUAA
Molecule: messenger RNA, 804 nt
Organism: Zophobas morio
Lineage: Eukaryota; Metazoa; Arthropoda; Insecta; Coleoptera; Tenebrionidae
Product: brachyurin-like
Exons: 6
Coding region: 1-804 (267 amino acids)
Biological process (GO): proteolysis
Molecular function (GO): serine-type endopeptidase activity
Source: RefSeq, a predicted model, not a curated record